GUCGCUCCUUCCUAUUGUCACUCGUCAAGCAUGUCGCGACUGCUGAAUACGUUACCGCGCCGGCCGAGGGGAACGGUAACCUUGCGCCAAUCAUGCCUUGAUCAACCUGCCAUUGCGGCCACUCGUUACCUCACAAUCUUCUCCGGCGCAUUCAGGACGGCACUCCCGAAACCAUGGUCUAUUUCUCUAUCCUCGUUCAAGACCUUCUCCGCCACCUCGACAAAUCUUGCCAAAGGCCAUUCGACUCGUGAAUUACUCCCUUCUGGUCCAGCACGAACGAGAUUUGCGCCUUCUCCCACCGGCUACCUCCAUCUUGGAUCGCUACGCACCGCACUCUUCAACUAUCUCCUAGCGAAACGGACAGGAGGCCAAUUUCUACUCAGGAUAGAAGACACAGAUCAGAAAAGACUGGUUCCUGAUGCAGAGCAAAGGCUGUGCGACGACCUGAGAUGGGCUGGAAUCCAGUGGGACGAAGGUCCACAAGUCGGCGGUCCUUACGGUCCCUACAAGCAGUCUGAAAGAACACUGCUAUACCAGAAACACGCCCAGGAACUUGUCGACUCCAAAGCCGCCUUCAGAUGCUUUUGCAGCUCGACUGCUCAAGCUCCUGUGGACGUCGACGCCUCACUAGUAGGUUCUGCCAUUGGUGGCUGCCACAGUGACUGCGCCAGUAUAUUUCUAGAAGAAUCUGCCGAGAGAGCACGCUCGGAGAAACACGCAGUUCGCUUCGGAAAACCCGACAAGGCCCCCAGCUGGUCUGAUCUUGUCUAUGGCAAAGUCUCGCUCGAAUCGAAAAAGACAUUGCCUCAAAGAGCCGCUGUCGAAGGUGUCAUUCUUCUCAAAGGCGACGGGACACCAACAUAUCAUCUGGCCAACGUCAUUGACGACCACUACAUGAAGAUUACUCAUGUCAUCCGUGGCACCGAGUGGAUGUCCUCGACGCCUCUACACGCCGCCCUCUACAAUGCUUUCGGGUGGACCCCUCCAGCUUUCGCACAUGUUGGUCUACUCACCGAUAAAGAUCAGGCGAAACUUUCAAAGCGUAACUUUGACACGGAUAUUGGAGCGCUUAAGACGAAGCACGGUAUCUUGCCAGAGAGUCUUGCUAACUUCCUCGCAUUGCUGGGCUGGCGUAAUCCUACGCGGGACGAUGUCUUGGAAAUGAACAAACUGAUUGAACUCUUCGACUUGAAGUUCACCAAAGGUAACUCGAUCGUGUCAUUUGACAAAUUGUGGUAUCUACAAAAGAACCAUGCCAAGAUUAUCAUCGAGCGCGCAAUGAAGUCCGUCGAGACAGACCCGUCUUUGGAAACUCUCAUCGAUCUGCUAGAGUCCAGCGCGCGUACUGCUCAUCCUGACUCGAGUGCAGUGUCAGAGAACCCGGACUUUAGGAAGCAUCUCACGAACAUUCUCUUCAUCGACCCAAAAACAUACGAAAACCCGUCCUCAUACAUCGAGCGAAACGCGUACUUCUUCACCGCUCUACAACCAGUCCCAUCGACAUCUGAGUCUGCGAUUUCCACUCAAGAGCUUCAUGCAGCAGCCCUCGAGAUUAUGUCUAAUGUUGACACGACCAUCUUGGAGACGACAUCAACGUCUGUUUCCAACUAUGCACAAUUAAAACAGGAUCUCGAUGCUGCAGUAGGAGAGUAUUCGAGAGUUAUCGGCAAAACAUGUCAAGAGCGUGCAACAAACGACGGAGAAGUCGAAAAAGAACAGUUGAAGGAGUGGAGUAAAUCCCUUCAUCGUUAUCUGCGAGAGAAGUUGUGCUUUGGACGUCCAGGACCUGGCAGCUCGCAAGUCAUGGCUGUGCUUGGCCAUGCGGAGUGUUUGAGAAGGCUCGAGAUGUGAUGUCUCCUCUUGCGCAGAACCCCACUUUGUAAUCAUAGAACUUGUAACAUAUCAUCCUCUGCAUGUAACUCUGGCCAUGCAUGACCAUAGCAACACAAUACCGGGGUAGUAUAGGCUGUCAACUCAUGGACCCAUGGGUCACGAUGCCCAACUCUCCAAAUUCCCCUCAAUCCUUCUCUUGCCAUUUCUGUUGACACACCGUCAUCAUUCCCAUCACACUUAUCUC
This is a messenger RNA of Aureobasidium subglaciale EXF-2481, 2077 nucleotides long. RefSeq lists its product as uncharacterized. Gene Ontology annotation, molecular function: glutamate-tRNA ligase activity; ATP binding; zinc ion binding. Gene Ontology annotation, biological process: glutamyl-tRNA aminoacylation. The transcript has 2 exons. The record is from RefSeq and is a predicted model, not a curated record. Bases 31 to 1851 code for a protein of 606 amino acids. NCBI's taxonomy places the organism in Eukaryota, Fungi, Ascomycota, Dothideomycetes, Dothideales, Saccotheciaceae.